GUUUUACAGAAUAAUAAAAACCAAUAAUUUAUUAGAUCAAUGCAUAUUAUUACAUGAAUGAAUGAAACACAAAAAAACCCAAAAGUAUAUCAUGUUUUUUUCACCGCAUAAAAGAAUUAAGAAUGUUACAUUGACAUUGCAUUUCGUGUGAGGCAAACUAGGAACAUCCUGCGAGGUCAAUAUGGUAAUUUCGGAUUGUCUAACCUAAAUGGUUCCGCCCAUACUAUUAAACCAUCUCUCCUUCCAAAAACAUGUAGCGAUUUAGGGCUUGUACCCUCGCCGCCAUGUAUACGAGCUUCAAGAAUUUUGUGGUCAUUCUUCCGUGUAAAUACUCUUGUCUGCUUGCAAGCAACUGAAUCAGCUUCUGCAUUGCAUUUCUUUUCACCUUUUUUAAAAAAAAUCUCCAUUCUCUACAAAUCAUAUAAUGGAAGUCGCCGAUUAUUGAAGAUGGAGGUUGGAAUCGAUGAUUUUGCGGUUGAUUUCAAUAUGUAUGUAUUGUUUUCGAUGGAUUUAGUUCGUGAAAUAUCGGCGAUGGUUUUUCCGACUCGGUCUGAAGUCUUUCAGCCGCGAUUUCCCUGUUUCAAAGCAUGAUUUUAGUUUUAUCAAUAUGAAAGCCUUUGCGAACUUAAAAGGCUCGGGCGGUAACAUAUGGAAAAUAUUUGAAGUUUUAGAUGAUGUCAGACAUGCCAUUUUCAGAGACACCGUAUUUUGUUAUUUUAUUGAUGUUUCUCGUUUACAAGGGGACGCAUUAUUGUUUCAUAAAAUGUUCCUUCAUCAGAUCCGGCCGGACCCUGUUUUAUCUCCAGAUGGAAUAAAACGAUUAUAUUUUCGAGUAGACAAUACGAAAAUGAUUUAUGGGCCGGAAGAGUUUUGUUUGAUUACCGGCUUCAAUUUUGGGGAGUAUCCAAAAAACAUUGGGAGAAAAGGGUCGGAAAAAUUAUUAAGCAGUAAAAAAAGAUGUUUAUUGCGUGAACGGCUAUUUCCGGACCAUACUAAUAGUUCGGUGAAAAUCGGCAACCUGAAACGUUUAAUUUUAAAUCGAACAAUCCUAGCACUUGACGACGUUGAUGCAGUUAGAGUAUGUUUGAUAUACAUUUUGUGUGAAGGUUUUUUGGGUAAAGAAGUUAAUGAUCGGAUGCCACAAGAUUGGUUUUUUUUGGCUGAGAAUUUGGAUCUCUGGAACAGCUUCGCUUGGGGAUACAUUUGAAGUCGAUGACAAUUUUGAAGUCGAUGACAAUUUUGCCACCAGCAACGUACAACUUGAAAGAAGGGUAUGUAGUUGUGGUAAAUGGCAAAAAAACGGUAUAUCAUGUGGCCACGCUAUAGCAUGUCUAAGAACCCGUACAUCUGAAUCCAUUCACGGAAUGGUUGAUUACAAGUUCACUAAUUAUGUGUAUCGAUUUGCAUAUGAAUCUGAGUUGGUGAAUACUAUACCAUCACAUGUGCAUUGGGAAAUACCAAAUGAAACGGUGGUCCUGUUACCUUCCUUAAUGUAGUAGUUAUUCAUGUAGCACCUUUAUUUUUUAUGUAGUAUUAUGUAUUAGUUGUUUAUGUCCCCCGUUUUUAUUUUAGUGUCGUGUUACGUAUUAGUUAUCCAUGUACCCAGUUUAUAUUUUAUGUCGUAUUAUGUAUUAGUUAUUUAUGUACCCCAUUUAUAUUU
This is a messenger RNA of Lactuca sativa (garden lettuce), 1660 nucleotides long. The record is from RefSeq and is a predicted model, not a curated record. NCBI's taxonomy places the organism in Eukaryota, Viridiplantae, Streptophyta, Magnoliopsida, Asterales, Asteraceae.